AUGGAGAUCGAGAAGGAUCACCGUAACUCUCUUCCAGACAAUCUCCAACGCGCACUUUCGUCUUUGAUGACCAAAGAUGGACCAGUGGCGAAAUUAUACGCAGAACUAAAGAGCCUUCUGCCGAAUGACCUAGCGAGCGGGAAAAUGAGCAAGAAAACCAGAUUGACCUGGCCUUUCAAAGAAAAGGAAGCAGGAGUAAUUGCUGAUAGACUGAAACAAUAUUAUGGUGACAUUACAGCAAUUCUAGCCAUCGACUCAUGCAUUAGGAAUACAAUCAAGGAAAUUACUCAAGGAGUCCAGGAAUUAAGAGAGGAUUCUGCCGCACAAAAGGCGCGCAAGAAAGCCGAGGACCGUCAAAAGUUCCUUCAAUGGAUGAACCCUUUGUCUUGUACCGAAAAGCACGAUAUCUCCCGUCGCCAGCGCAACACCGCGACUGGUCGUUGGAUUUUCCAGGACGAUCAGUAUAAGACGUGGAAUACAUCGGAUUCCGCGUUCCUAUGGUUGAAUGGCCAUCCUGGAAACGGAAAGACCAUUCUUGCCUCCGCCGUCAUCGACGAAUUUCAGGGUAGUGGGGAAGCAGAGCCACAAACACUCGCUUAUUUCUAUUGCAAUUUCCGGGACGACCGGACGACAAUCGCGGCUGCAGUAUUGCGUUCUUUGGUUGUUCAACUGCUCCGACAAUCUAAUGACGACUGGGUAACCAAGAUAGGCGAGGAGCAAGGACCGAACACGUACGGGGACCUUGUUUCUCUGCGAAAACUAUGGAAGCAGCAAAAGAACGAAGAGUCAUGUCCCACAGAUCUUGGUAUUCUACGAAAGCUUCUUGUUGAAGCGUCUACGCUAGUUUACCUACCAGUCCUCGUGAUCGACGCCUUGGACGAAUGCAAGGACCACUGCGAUCUGGCAGAACACCUUGUAAAUCUUGCUGAAGACGCUCGGCUACGACUUUUCGUCACCGGUAGAAGGGAGCCGGACAUCCAAGAUGCCUUCGAUAAUCUCCCCACCAUAUCGCUGAAGGACAGCGCAGAACAAAUCAAAGCAGAUAUACAGGUUCACAUUACCGAACAGCUGAAUACUCAGAAGCGUUUAUCACGCCUACCCGACACACUGAAGAAGACGAUUUUGGAGAAACUGUUAGAAAAGGCUGAGGGCAUGUUUCGCUGGGCUCAGUGUCAACUGGAUGAAAUUAUGGCUUGCAAAAGACGCAUCGAUAUCGAGGCAGCCCUCGACAACCUUCCAGCUGGACUAUACGAAACGUAUGACAGGAUUAUUUUCGUCAUCAAACAAAGAGGAGGAAGUGAUGACAAAAUUGCCAAGAGUUGCUUGCUUUGGUUGGCUGGCGCAUUCACCCCUUUGACGCUUGACCAGCUCAAUGAAGCGAUGAUGAUCGAAGUUGGGCAGACGAGUCUCAAUGAGGACCUUGGCGUCAUGGACCCUAUGGAUAUCGUGGCCGCGUGCGGAAGUCUUGUGACCUAUGACGAGAAAACCGGCGUCGUUGCUCUAUCCCAUUAUAGCAUCAAAGAAUACCUGAUCAGUCGUUGCCCCAAUAACAUCCUAAAAUCGAUCUCAGACAUGCAUGCGCGUAUCUGCGAACUCUUGAUUACGUAUCUGUUAUGCGACUUUGUGGAUGAGAUCUGCGCAAAAGAUGCUAAAUGUCGUUCAACACUUCGCAUGGAUGAUCGUGAUCGUGAUGUUAUCGAUGUUAGCCGAAAACAUCCGUUGUUCAGCUAUGCAAUCCGAGGAUGGAAGCACCUUGGACAUGUUGAGGAUGAGGAUCCGGACGUCAUGGGCGCCCUGGCAUGGAUGAACUCGGAGUUUAUUCGAAACACAAAUAAACAUCGUGCGCUUGCAACUGAAGACUGUGAGCAUCGGCCGACUCAAAAUGAACCCAGGUGGCUGCGUACCGCUGCGACUUUGCCCUCACUUCUAUUAAUCCCACUUGAGCACGGAAAGCCAUGGAUGGUCGAAUACCUUGUCAAGCAGCAACCCCAUCUACUGGACGCGGAUGUUGCCACUCAUUACGGUCCUCCUUUGAUUUUUGCCAUAGCAUCGAAGCCUGACUUCCUCAGUACUCUCCAGAAGCUGGGUGCCGACCUCAACAAGUCUUAUUCCUUCAGACCCUUUACGCACCGUCGAUAUCUCCACCAUGUUUUUGAAGACUCCCUUACUCCGAUUUCAUUGGCGGUUGCGAUUGGAAGCGAAGCUGCCGUGGAUUUUUUGCUGUCACACACGGAGGUCAACAUACCAGAUAACAUCCUGCGUAUGGCCGUUGUGGCUCCCAAGCCAUCCCCCGAUAUUGUUCGCAAACUUCGUCAAUGCGGCGCGGAUGUCAAUUUCAUUGUCAAUGGCUCCACCCCUCUCCAUGUUUUACUCUCCAAAUACGGAAGAUAUGUCGAUAAAACCAGAUGGCUAGCAGUCGUACAAGCACUCAUUGAACCAUCAUAUGAUCUUUCUGUGCAGGACAGAACUGCUAGAACAGUACUACACAUUGCUCUCGAUAAAGGUGCUGACGAGAUUGUCACAUACCUCCUCGAGAAAAAUGCGCGGCUAUAUAUGGAGCUGGGCUAG
This is a messenger RNA of Suillus clintonianus, 2568 nucleotides long. RefSeq lists its product as uncharacterized. Bases 1 to 2568 code for a protein of 855 amino acids. NCBI's taxonomy places the organism in Eukaryota, Fungi, Basidiomycota, Agaricomycetes, Boletales, Suillaceae. The record is from RefSeq and is a predicted model, not a curated record. Gene Ontology annotation, molecular function: protein binding. The transcript has 9 exons.